GUGUUUAAAUGUUUUAGAAAUAGAUAUUGCUUUAAAAUUUGGAAGCAGUUGUGAACGCACUGCUGUUAUUGGGGGAAUCCCUAAAAUGUAGUUCCUGCUGGGCAAUAGUAGUUUCUGCUAUUUAAGAUGUGAGAUGUUUGUCUUUACUAGAGUUUGUAAGAGUUUUAAAUUGAACAUAUACUGUUGUUUUAGAAGGGGCAUCCCCAGUUGCUCGGUGGUAAAGAAUCCGCCUGCCAGUGCAGGAGAUGCAAGAGAUGUGGGUUUGAUCCCUGGGUCGGAAAGAUCCUCUGGAGGAGGGCAUGGCAACCCACUCCAGUAUUAUUGCCUAGAAAAUUCUAUCGUCAGAGAAGUCUGGUGGGCUACAGUCCAGGGGGUUGCAAAGAGGUGAACACAGUUGAGCGUGCAUGCAUUCUCUUAAAAUGAGUACAGUUAUUAGAAAAUAUGAAUUAGAAUUAGAAAAUAUGAAAAACAAUUAUAAAAUAUGAAAAAUUAUAAAAAUUAGAUAGUUUUAAAAGUAUAUUUCUGCCUCUUUUAGGGUUAGUAAAUAGAACAGUUUAGGAGUUAAUAGAGUCUUGGAGUUUUAAGAUAGUAUAUUAGUCUUAUAACAAGUCUAUAUUUUAACCAUUCUCAUAGUUAAUAUAGGCUUAACUUUAGUUAAUGAAGAAGUUACUGUGGUUUCUGGCACCAUGGUAAAAUAGGGAGAUAUAUUUCACUUCAUCCAAGUUACCUGUUGAGACAAAUCAGCUAAAGCAAAGGACAGUAGUUGGUCCCCAACUGUCAGUGGGGAAAAAGCAUUUUUAUCUGUAUCGCUGAGAUUGGAGUUUCUGUGUAGACAGAGUGGUAAAGGAUGACAGCAGAACUAUCUACUGUUCCAUGAAUAUUGAAUGAUCUAGUGGUUUGGAAAUAGGAAAUUUGCCUGAAAACCUUUCUCUGAACCUCAUUCUUGAAUAGUUCCCUAUUUAUACUCUUUGUGGCUGCAAACUUAACUGGAAAUAGACCCAUCCUUACCUGUGUUCUCUGCCAUAGGCCUCUGCAUGCUCAUAAGCAGUGAAAAAUCACAACAUAAACAAGGAGAGCCAGCAGUUUAAACAACAUGGAAACUAGGAAACCAAAUUGACUAUUCCAUAUACAUUGAUCCUGCUGAAACAGUUUACACAGGAGGGAGGUAGAAGAGGAGAUAGAGGUAUCUCUGGCUGUGCUGGACUCACAGUCUUAUGCUUUGGCAGUGAAUGUCUUAAUGGUGGCAUUGCCAUUAGAGUGAUACAAAUGGUAUCCUAAGUAGAUGUCCUUUGGUGUGACAUUGCUUGCCUAAUUAUCUCCUGGCUUAUCUCUUUUUCCACGCCUUAUUUCCCAACUUUCUGUCAAGUUUGGUUACCCAGUACCCUUCUAACAGCUUUUUCUUAACUUAAUGGAAUAGAUUUCUUUCCCACUCUCCUUCCCUUUAUAAAUUGAAUUAAAAAUUUUUGUUAUGUGGUUUUAUAAGAGUUUUAUCUAAGUAAAAAUAGUAAAUGUUUGAAAUGAAUGGCAAAAUCAAUACUAGACAUUCAUAUCAAGCAAAGGCUAAAACUUUUCUAGUCCAAAACCUUUGAAUGAGAAAAAGACAAUUUUUUUAAUUAAUAAAAAAUUAGACCACUAAACAAUAGUAGGCUUGAGGGUUUGUGUGAUAAACUCAAAUAGCAAUGAAACAUACGAAGUAGUGUUUUUAGAGAAACUGGUAACAAGAGUCUUUUUCAGGAGAUUUUAAUUUACCUCUCAGAAUUUAAUAGAUCAAGUAAACAAAAAUUAAGGCUAUAAAGAUUUGGAUAGCAAUACGCUUUAUCUAACAGGUAUAUGUCAAACUUUGUUCCCAAUAAAUACACAUUUUUUCCAAUUUAUGUGAAUUAAAAACUUUUAAUGUCUUGGGCUUCAAAGAGAAUUUGAAAUUUUAAAUAAGAGAAAUUAUAUAAGUCAAUAUAUUUUGACUACAUUAUAGAAAAACUAGUUGUUAAAGCUAAACUGAUUUUAACUAUUUGGGUGAUUAAAACUGUAUCCUACUCAAACUUGAGCCUAAAUUUCAUACUAUUUAAAAAGGAGCAACAGUGAAGAAGACAUGCCACAUCAAAACUGGUGAGAUGAAUAUCUUUUUAAACAUGGUGGAUUAAAUAACCAUUUAUUUUGAAAUCAACCCUCUUGUAGAAUUAUAAUAAUUUUUUUAAAGCAUAGGGUAUCAAGGAAAAAACUGGAAAGUUGAUCACAGAAGUAAAGCUCUGGAAGCUGGAAAGCAGCAACUUUGUACCACUAAGAAAACUCAACUUUCCACUUUUGGUGGGAAAGGCCUAGAAUGGUCUAGAAUUGUGCUGUUGAACCCUGUGAUGUUUCAGGAAUUAGUGGCUGCAGGUACCUUAAAAGAAUUGUCUAGGAGUUAAUAAAUUAACAACCCUCAUGGUGCCAAUAAGAUGUUUCUUACCUUUAUCCAGGUUUCCUCUCUGAUACUGUGUUCUUGAACAGUAGGCAAGCUCAGGUUAAGAGUGUCAUACUCAGAAACAGAAUUGAGAAGAAUUUUACAUGUUGAACUAGGAAUCAUCGAGUUUCUUUCCUCCUGGUUCUGAAAAUACUAGACAUCAAGCUUUCUGCCCCCAGAGGUUUGAUUUAAUUUCGAAUGAGAUUGUUCUUGCAGCGAGAUGUUAAUAAGACAAAAUCUAGACUAAAUGUGUUAAAUGGGCUUACCAACAAUAUGGAUGAUUUGAAGAUAAACGCCGAUGUUACUGGUGCUAAAGAAGAACUCCUAGAUGACAACAGUUUUGUAUCAGACAAAGAGAGUGGAGUUCAUAAACCAAAAGAUUGUCAAGCAUCAUUUCAGAAAAACAAUACAUUCACUUUGCCUGAAGAACUGUCAAAGGACAAAUCUGAAAAAGCCUUAAGUGGAGGCCAGUCUACUCUGUUUAUACAUGCUGGUGCUCCUACUGUUUCUAGUGAAAACUUUAUCUUGCCUAAGGGAGCUGCUGUUAAUGGACCAGUUUCACACUCCUCCUUAACUAAGACUUCCAGUAUGAAUAAAGGCAGUGUUUCAUUAACCACUGGACAGCCUGUGGAUCAGCCAACAACAGAAUCUUGUUCAGGUUUGAAUGUGGCAGCCGAUCUUCAGCUCUCUACACCACAGAAAGCAAGUCAACACCAAGUUUUAUUUUUAUUAUCAGAUGUAGCACAUGCUAAGAAUCCAACCCAUUCCAUUAAAAAACUACCUACCUCUGCUUCAAUUGGUUGUGACAUUCAGAAUUCAGUAGGGAGUGGUAUAAAGUCAGAUAGCACUUUAAUAAAUCAAGUAGAGGUGGGUGAGGAUAGUGAAGAUUUAUUGGUAAAAAAUGAUUGUGUCAGUACAUUAACAGGAGUUUCCUCAGGUACAGAUGAAUUUAGGUCAGACAAUGAUACAAACUGGGAUCCCCAAAAAGAGUUCAUUCAGUUUCUUAUAACUAAUGAUGACACAGUAGAUAAAGCUCCAGUUCACUCUAAAAUAGGUCUGGAAAAAAAGAGAAAGCGAAAAAUGGAUGUAAGCAAGAUAACUCGUUAUACUGAAGAUUGUUUUAGUGAUUCUAACUGUGUACCCAACAAGUCAAAAAUGCUAGAAGUAGACUUUAUGGAACAGAAUGAAGACGUGCAAGCAAUAGACUCACGGACAUAUGCAUUAUCACAAGUGAAACCUGAAUCAGCUGAUGAAGACUUGGAAUCUGUGGAUACUUUUCAACAUCUAAUUUUUAACUCAGAGAAGUGUGGAGAAGACAGUUCACCUGUUCAUACUAGCACUUUUCUUUCAAAUACCUUAAAAAAGAAAUGUGAAGAAAGUGAUUCUGAGUCACCUGCUACUUUCAGCACCGAAGAGCCAUCAUUCUACCCCUGUACAAAGUGCAAUGUGAAUUUUAGGGAGAAAAAGCAUCUCCACAGGCAUAUGAUGUAUCAUUUAGAUGGGAAUAGUCACUUUCGUCAUCUUAAUGUCCCAAGGCCAUAUGCUUGUAGAGAAUGUGGACGGACAUUUCGAGAUCGUAACUCACUGCUAAAGCAUAUGAUUAUUCACCAAGAAAGAAGACAGAAAUUGAUGGAGGAAAUACGUGAAUUGAAAGAACUUCAGGAUGAAGGAAGAAGUGCACGAUUACAAUGCCCUCAGUGUGUAUUUGGUACCAAUUGCCCUAAAACAUUUGUGCAGCAUGCUAAAACCCAUGAAAAAGAUAAAAGGUACUACUGCUGUGAAGAGUGUAACUUUAUGGCAGUGACAGAAAAUGAGCUGGAAUGCCAUAGAGGAAUUGCCCAUGGAGCAGUGGUAAAAUGCCCUAUUGUCAGUUCUGAUGUAGCCCAGAGAAAGACACAAAGAAAAACAUUCAUGAAAGACCCCAUUAUAGGAUCAUCCAAAAAAUCAGCUACCUAUAUAUGUAAGAUGUGCCCUUUUACUACUUCAGUCAGGAGUAUUUUUAAAAAACACAUGGAGUACUUGCAUUCAUCAUCAUGCAUUGAUUCAUUUGGCAGUCCUCUUGGACUUGAUAAAAGAAAAAGUGACAUAAUUGAAGAACCUAUAGAUACUGAUAGUCCUAAACCAUUAACUAAACAACAGUCAACAUUUCCAAAGAACUCUGCUUUAAAACAAGAUGUAAAGCGAACAUUUGGAUCAUCCUCACAAUCAGGUAAUUUUUCAAAAUUCCAUAAACGGCCACACAGAAUACAAAAGGCUCGGAAAAGCAUUGCCCAGUCAGGUGUAAAUGUGUGCAAUCAAAACAGUUCUCCUCACAAGCCUGUCAUGAUUAAAAGCAGCAUUGACCAAAAACCCAAGUAUUUCCAUCAGACAGCAAAAGAAAAAUCUAAUGCCAAGGCAAAUAGCAACUAUUUAUAUAGACAUAAAUAUGAAAACUACAGAAUGAUAAAAAAAUCAGGUGAAUCAUAUCCUCUGCAUUUCAAAAAAGAGGAAGCUAGUUCAUUAAAUUCUUUACAUCUGUUUUCAUCAAGUAAUUCUCACAACAAUAGUUUUAUUUCAGACCCUCAUAACUCUGACACCAAAAGGUCAGAAAGCUUCAAAGACCACAGGCGUGUAGCUGUAAAGAGAGUAGUUAAGGAAUCUAAGAAGGAAAGUUCUGUUGGAGGAGAAGACUUGGAUAGCUAUCCAGAUUUCUUGCAUAAGAUGACCGUUGUUGUUUUGCAAAAACUUAAUUCUGCCGAAAAGAAAGAUAGCUAUGAAACAGAAGAUGAAAGUUCCUGGGACAAUGUUGAGCUAAGUGACUACACUACACAGACUAUAGAAGAUGAAACCUAUCAUGAUAUUAAUCAAGAACAUGUAAACUUAUUCCCUCUAUUUAAAAGCAAGGUGGAAGGUCAACAGUCCGGAGAAAAUGCUACACUUAGUUAUGAUCAGAAUGAUGGCUUUUAUUUUGAAUAUUAUGAAGAUGGUGGAACUAAUAACUUUUUGCAUGAGAUUCAUGAUCCUCAGCAUUUAGAAAAUGCAGAAACUGCAUUGUCAAAGCAUAGUUCUGUUUUUCACUGGACUGAUCUGUCUCUUGAGAAGAAAUCGUGUCCUUACUGCCCAGCAACAUUUGAAACAGGUGUUGGGUUGUCAAAUCAUGUCAGGGGACAUCUUCACAGAGCAGGAUUAAGCUAUGAAGCCCGCCAUGUUGUAUCACCAGAACAAAUAGCCACAAGUGACAAAAUGCAACAUUUCAAAAGAACUGGCACAGGAACACCUGUUAAGCGAGUUAGAAAAGCUUUAGAGAAGUCUGAAAACACUUCUGAACACACUUGUCAGCUGUGUGGUGGUUGGUUUGAUACUAAAAUUGGAUUAUCAAAUCAUGUUAGAGGCCACCUGAAAAGACUUGGAAAGACCAAGUGGGAUGCUCACAAAUCUCCAAUCUGUGUUCUGAAUGAGAUGAUGCAAAAUGAAGAAAAAUACGAAAAAAUCUUAAAGGCAUUGAACAGUCGUCGUAUUAUUCCUCGACCAUUUGUAGCUCAAAAACUUGCAUCAAGUGAUGACUUUCUAUCUCAAAAUGUUAUACCUCUUGAAGCAUACCGUAAUGGCCUAAAGACUGAAGCUUUAUCAGUGUCUGCAUCAGAGGAAGAAGGGCUGAGUUUCUUAAAUGAAUAUGAUGAAACUAAGCCAGAACUGCCCAGUGGAAAAAAGAAUCAGUCUCUUACACUGAUAGAACUGCUUAAAAAUAAAAGGAUGGGAGAAGAAAAGAAUUCCUCUGUUUCUCCUCAAAAGAUCCAUAAUCAAACUGCAAGAAAGAGGUUUGUUCAGAAAUGUGUUCUUCCACUAAAUGAAGAUAGUCCAUUGAUGUAUCAACCACAAAAAAUGGACUUCACUAUGCACUCAGCCUUAGAUUGUAAGCAAAAGAAAUCAAGGUCAAGAUCCGGAAGCAAGAAGAAACUUCUAACAUUACCUCAUGGUGCUGACGAGGUUUACAUUCUCCGAUGCAGGUUUUGUGGCCUAGUCUUUCGUGGACCGUUGUCUGUUCAGGAAGACUGGAUUAAGCACUUACAACGACACAUUGUAAACGCUAACCUUCCACGGACUGGAGCUGGCAUGGUGGAAGUCACAUCACUACUCAAAAAGCCUGCCUCCAUUACAGAAACUUCAUUUUCUCUACUAAUGGCAGAAGCAGCUUCAUAGAAGAAGAAAACCUUUUAAAUAGCAAAUUUGAAUUGGAUGUAAAUUUGAAAUUCUUUGUUUUUUUUUUUCAAAGCCACAUUAAAUUAUCCAUUUAUAAAUACUAAAGCAGGAAAACGGGGAAAAGUGAAUGGCAGUGACAUCAGAGCAAAUUGAGCGCUUCAAACAGUAAGUAGUCUCUGUGUUUUAUACAGGAUGGGAGAGGCGUCUCUAAGGCUUACCACGUCUAGUCAGUAACCGGUCACUCAGUGAAGACCAGUGCGUGUAAGCAGUCGUUAAUAAACUGUUGCACAUGGAUACUUAAAGACAGACUUAUUGGAAAAUUAUGUUUUCUGCAGUGUUACCAGAAUCAAGGUUCUGUUUAUUCCCCACAAGACUUGCGUUGAAAAAUAAGAUAUUAUAUUUUGUUUGUAUAUAUUUAGUGUUUUGUAUAAUACCAGGAACUGCUAACUAAAUUUACUCAACUUAGGGCAUUAAAUAUCAUGUACUUCAUAGUUUGAGACUGUUCACUCAAAUAGGGCAGAGUACUAUUCUAUCUAGACGUGUAAGUGUUUUUUUUAAAAUCACAUGGAACGGUUUUUUUUUUUUUUAUACUAAAAAGUGGAGGGAGAUUUGUUUAAACAAGUAUUUCUAAAAGAAAUAUGUACAUAGUCCUGGAAAUUAUUUGUGGUAAGGAAAUAUUCUUUACUCCAGUUGCAUUUCUCAGACAAUAAAGUGGUGCAUCCAUGCUACCUCCUACUUUGUCAACAAAGAUGCUAUUUACCCUUUACAUUUUUGUAUCAUAAUAGAUUUUAAAAAAUCUAAUAUUCUUUAUUGCAAGACAUCCUUUUGUUAACAGAUUUGUUUCUUUUUAAUGUUUUACCUAAAAUUUGACAUGCUUACAGGACAGGUUUGCCUCUUUAUUUAACAUUGUAGAAAUGUAAUUAAUAAAAUGAUGCUCACUACACGGUUUAGAAUAGGCUUUCUCAUUUAUAGUCUCUUCCAAAUUUGAUCAGUUAACAAAACUUAAUACACCUAAUUGAAAUAUUUCUAUAUAUGAUGAGAAUGUUUACAAUUUAAAUUUUAGAACUUGUUUUGGAUGUGAUUAUAUGUACGAAAAUCGUGUAACACUAUGCUCAUGCUAAGAACCGACAUAAUGGAAUUACUGAAAUAAAUGUGCUGUGAGGAAUGGAAAAUAUGGUGCAGAUGUCUUGGUCAUGAUAAAUUGUGAUUCUCCUUUUAAAUUCCUUCCAAAAACAGAUUAGUUCUUUUAAUCUGAAAUCAGAUUCCUUUACAAAUAACAGUUUUUGUAUGCAAGCACCAUUUCAUUUUAUUUCAUGUAGUAUGGCUAAUACUAUAGUUGAAACAAGGAUAUGCAUUGAUACUUUUCUUCGUAUGUAAAUAAAGUUAAAAGCAGUUAAAAUGAGUAUUUUGGUAGAGUAUAUAUACAUACCUCACUGCCAGUGAAAUUGCUUUCCUAUGAUAUAUCUCCUUACCAGAAAAAUCUCUAAAUAAAAAAAGACUUAAGAAAAUUAUAA
Dama dama (fallow deer) is the source of this 8133-nucleotide messenger RNA. RefSeq names its product zinc finger protein 644 (gene ZNF644). The transcript is spliced from 6 exons. Gene Ontology annotation, cellular component: nucleus. Gene Ontology annotation, biological process: regulation of transcription by RNA polymerase II. Gene Ontology annotation, molecular function: DNA-binding transcription factor activity, RNA polymerase II-specific; RNA polymerase II cis-regulatory region sequence-specific DNA binding. The record is from RefSeq and is a predicted model, not a curated record. Lineage: Eukaryota; Metazoa; Chordata; Mammalia; Artiodactyla; Cervidae. Bases 2639 to 6619 code for a protein of 1326 amino acids.